Annulohypoxylon truncatum is the source of this 441-nucleotide messenger RNA. RefSeq lists its product as uncharacterized. The record is from RefSeq and is a predicted model, not a curated record. The transcript has a single exon. NCBI's taxonomy places the organism in Eukaryota, Fungi, Ascomycota, Sordariomycetes, Xylariales, Hypoxylaceae. The coding region runs from base 1 to 441 and encodes 146 amino acids.
AUGUGCAAUUACCGUAAGUUCAUAUAUCAAUGUAACCAUUCUAGGAUCUCUGAUGACCCUAUACAACUCUGUCAGGAGCAGAAAGAUCACGAGUCAGGGCAGAGGUCGGAGCCAUGCAACACCACGGAAACCCACCCACGGAAUAACAUCAAAAUCAACCAUUUAUGUCUUCCUUGCCAUGAAAGCAAGGAAAGUACCGACGCGAAGUUUGCCUUGAUAAAACAGCGCCUAGCAGUGUUUAGGGAGAUACUUGAGAAGACGCAUGACGAUUGUAAAGGACAUCUAGAGGAGGCGGGCCUCGAGCCUGAGAACGGUCAAUCGCCAACUGCAGAUUCAUCGCUAGAUUCGUGUCUUGAAAAACUCAAUGCUACUGAGGAGUUCUUGCGGAAGAAGAUGGAGGAAGAAUAUGCGCAUAUGAUGAUGCUAUCGGAUUACAGGUAA